CUUGAAAAACUUAACGAACUUCCUCAAUUUCUCAUUUACGUCUCCAAACCCAAAUGAUCCUCCGUCUUCAAGGCUGUUUCUCCUCUUUCCUCCUUUCUUUUUUGUUUUUACUCUACCCUUUGGCUUUUUCUCAACCUUCUGCAUACCAAAUCGCCACCAUGACCAAACUUUCUCAGCUUUUCAACAGUUCAGCCGUCGGAUGGGAUGUUACAAAGCAGUCCAACCCUUGUUCCUGGAAGGGAGUUACUUGUAGUGCUGGUUCCUUGAUUACUGAGCUUUCUUUAUCUGGGUUUGGUCUCUCUAGCUCUGAAUUUUUGUCUGUUGUUUGUAAUAUUAGUUCUUUGCAAUCGCUUGAUGCCUCUGAGAAUCAAUUGAGCUCAAUUCCCUCUGAGUUCUUCACAUAUUGUGGGAAAAUUGGUGGGCUCAAGUUGUUGAAUUUUAGUAGGAAUGGAUUGAAGGGUCCUUUGGUUAGUUUUAUUGGUUUUGUUGAAUUAGAGUUCUUGGAUUUGUCUUACAAUUUUUUGGGUGGUAACAUCAGUUUACUCUUGGAUGAAUUAGUUAGUCUCAAAAGUUUGAAUGUUAGUGGCAAUUUAUUUGGAGGGAGUAUUCCCAGCAACCUGGGAAAAUCUAAGGCUUUAGAGCAGCUUGUGCUUUCUGUGAAUAGUUUCACUGGUGAAAUACCUGAAGAAAUUGCAGAUUAUGGGAAUUUAACAUUGAUUGACCUUAGUGUUAAUCAUCUUUCAGGGUCUAUUCCUAGUAGAAUUGGAGAACUUGCCAAGUUGAAAGUUCUAAUUCUCUCACAGAAUAACUUAAAUGGUGGAAUUCCAACAAACCUUUCCAGUAUAUCAACCCUGUCGCGUUUUGCAGCCAAACAGAACAAUUUUAGUGGUCCAAUUCCUAGUGAUCUCACAAAACAUUUGAAGAAUUUGGAUCUUAGUUACAACAAGUUGACAGGUUCAAUUCCAGAAGACCUUUUGUCAUCUGCGAAUUUGCAGACUCUGGAUUUGUCUUAUAAUUCACUUGAGGGUUCAAUACCUGAUAAAAUUUCUCCAAGAAUGGUUAGGUUGAGAUUAGGAAGCAAUGCACUCAAUGGUUCGAUCCCUUCCUUGAAUUUUGCAGCUCUUGAAAAUUUAACUUACUUGGAGCUAGACAGCAAUAGGCUCACUGGAACCAUACCUCCACAACUGGGUGAUUGCCAAAAUUUGGCACUGUUGAAUUUGGCUCAAAAUAAAUUGAAUGGUUCAUUGCCGGCGCAGUUGGGUAAUCUCAGCGGUCUUCAAGUUAUGAAACUUCAGCUCAAUGACCUGGGUGGAGAAAUCCCUGUUGAGUUUUCCCAGCUAAAGACUUUGUCUCAAUUAAACAUUAGCUGGAACUCGCUUACUGGUUCGAUACCUUCUUCCUUUUCCAACUUGCAACAACUUAGAAACUUGAAUUUACAAGGCAACCAUCUCAGUGGUUCCAUACCUGACUCUAUUGGGAACAUGAAUUCUUUGAUAGAGCUCCAACUUGGAGAAAAUCAGUUAAGUGGCCCAAUUCUGAAGUUGCCAGAGAAAUUGCAGAUUGGUUUGAAUCUGAGUAGCAAUCUGUUUGAAGGACCAAUCCCAGACAGUCUUUCUAGCCUGACUGUAUUGGAAGUUUUAGAUCUCUCACACAACAAUUUUUCUGGUGAGAUUCCAGAAUUUUUUACUCAAAUGCAAUCCCUGGUGCAGUUAAUUCUUUCUUAUAAUCAGUUGUCAGGAAUUGUUCCUAAGUUCAGCUUCCAUGUCUCAGUCAACCUUUCUGGAAAUUUGAGCCUCAGAAAUGGAACAGAACCAAAUGCUUCCCUAGAGAAGGAAAGGAGGCAGAGCCGGAUUCCAGUUGCAGUUGUGAUACUUAUGGCCGUCGCGGCUGGUGUUUAUGCUGCUGGGCUAAUCACAGUUAUGUGUUCCUUCUUCCUUCGGAUCAUCCGAAGUAUUAGAAAAGAGUAGAAAACAUAAAUAAAUGUUUACAUGCAAUAAAAUUAUGUGCAUAACUUUAUAUAUAAACAAUGAAGUUUUAUAAUAUAAUU
This is a messenger RNA of Mangifera indica (mango), 2047 nucleotides long. Its product is annotated as LRR receptor-like serine/threonine-protein kinase RGI5. The record is from RefSeq and is a predicted model, not a curated record. The transcript has a single exon. NCBI's taxonomy places the organism in Eukaryota, Viridiplantae, Streptophyta, Magnoliopsida, Sapindales, Anacardiaceae. Gene Ontology annotation, molecular function: receptor serine/threonine kinase binding. The coding region runs from base 54 to 1967 and encodes 637 amino acids.